Caenorhabditis angaria is the source of this 8052-nucleotide messenger RNA. The record is from the annotation of a GenBank genome assembly. Lineage: Eukaryota; Metazoa; Nematoda; Chromadorea; Rhabditida; Rhabditidae.
AUGCUAUACGCCUGGUUAGGUAGAAAUAAAUUCUCAACACCAACAUAUGAUACAAAACAAGAAGUGAGAAAUGGAAAAACUCGAUUCAAAUGCGAACUUCGUGUUCCCGGAUUUUCUUACUGUGCUUUCGGAAAUUCGACAAACAAAAAAGAUGCCGCCACAAAUGCAGCUCUCGAUUUCUGUCAAUAUCUUGUCAGACAAGGUAAAAUGCAACAAAAUGAAAUGCCUGUUGUCGAUUCAUCGACUUUCGAUGGAGCAAAUAGUAGUUGGCAAGGUGGACAACAAGAUAAUGGAGAACAGACAAUUUUUGGAAAUGAAGGCGGAGGAGGUGAUAAUACACAACAGGCAUCCACAGUUAGAGUUAGUUUAUAUAGAUUCCUUGGAAGUAUUAUUAAUUACAAAUUUCAGCUUCCUUGGAACAAUGCAUAUAGAAGAGAUAAUACAACUCAUGCCGAAUAUAUGACACAAAAAGCUGAAGAAAUUGCCGCUUCUGAAACUAUCGAUUUGAAGUCUGAAAUUCAUGGAGGAUGGACAAUGGAAAACAGUAAAAAGGCGUUGAAUGAAUAUCUUCAAAAAAUGAAACUACCUUCGGUUGUUUAUCAAACUCAAGUCAAAGAAUCGAAUUUUGUCAAGUGAGCUUGAACUUCAAUUAUCUUCAAAAAUUCCAAUGUUUCUUUCAGAACAAUGGAAACCACAGCACACAUUUUUGUUCCACAAAUGCGCAAAAAUUUGACGGGUAAAGGAACGGGUUCGAAUAAAAAAGUGUCAGAAUCAGCGUGUGCUAUGAAUAUUGUUCGACAAAUGUUUCAUAUGAAUAUUAUGCAAGCUUAUGGUGGUCCGCUGAAGAAAAGUGCUGUCAGUACACUUCCAGAAACUGUUAUCGAUUUUCCUGAUGAUUUGUCAUCUCGAAUUCAUAGUUUUGUAACUGAAAGUGGUGUAGAAAUCAGAGAUAUUGAUGCAAGUUUGGCCAAUUCCGAAAAUCCAGUUUCUAUACUUGCUGAUCGGAAGUUGGCACAAUUUCCAGAUUCUGAUACAUCUCCUCCAAUGAAUAUCUCAUGGGCUCCUCCGUUACAAAAUUGGAAUCCGUGGAGAGCAUCGAAUAUUGAUGAAGGACCACUUGCAACGGUAAAUUCUAGAUUCUGAAUUCAGAAAUGCAUGUCGCAAAAAAUAAAUUCUCGCGGGAUUUAUUUAGCAAGGGCCACGUUUCAAAAAUUCUCAUUUCUUUUUUUCUUCUGAAAAUUUAAUGAAGAAAAAAGAUUAAAUCGAAAAAAAUUUAAAUCUAGUCCAGAAAUUUAUUUAUGGCCGUGUUGAUCAUUUCAAACUUUAUUUAUUUUUUCAGAUGCCUCUUUCUGAAAUUUCCCGAAAAAUCACCGAAAAAGAAAUGGUAAAACAAGGAAAUCCAGCAUUCGAAAGUAGACUUCAAGGUCGACAAGAACUUCCAGUUUGGAAAUUCAGACAACAAAUUGUUGAAACAGUCAAUGCAAAUCGUGUAACUUUAAUCAAAGGAGAAACGGGUUGCGGAAAAAGUACACAAGUCUCACAAUUCCUAUUAGAUAGUUAUAUCGAACAAAAUCGUGGAGCCGAAUUCAAUGCAGUCGUUUCACAACCUCGUCGAAUUUCUGCAAUCUCAUUGGCUGAACGAGUUUCGAAUGAAAGAGCUGAAGAGUUGGGCGAAACUGUUGGAUAUAAUGUUAGAUUUGAUGGUGUUUCUCCACGUCCAUAUGGUUCGAUUAUGUUUUGUACAGUUGGUAUUCUUCUUCGGAUGAUGGAAAAUGGUUUGAGAGGAAUUUCACAUGUUAUUAUUGAUGAGAUUCAUGAAAGAGAUUGUGAUGUGAGUAACAAAAAACUAGAAAUUCUAUGAAUUAUUUCGAGAAAUUGGGGGAUAACCUCAUCUAGUGCAAGAUUCCAAUCGAUUUGUAUUUUACACCGGCUCAUUUUUUGACCAAAAAAAAUCAGAAUUUGUCUAUUUAUCAAAAUAAUUAAAAAAAAAAGAAAACAAUUAAUUUCAGACCGAUUUCGUUUUGAUUGUUCUCCGCGAAAUGAUCAGCGAAUACCACGAUUUAAGAGUUGUUCUUAUGUCAGCAACUAUCGAUACUGAGCUUUUCACAAACUUUUUCGGGUCAAAUUCAACAAUUGGGCCAACUCCAGUUAUCAAAAUGGAUGGAAGAGCAUUUCCAGUUCAAUGUAAGUUUACGAUAAUUCUGAAACUGGCUGAAACGAAAAGUUUUUCAGCAUUUUUCCUCGAAGACAUCCUCCAAAAUUUGAAAUAUAUGCCAGAAGAACCAGAUAAAAAGAAAAAGAAAGGAGCUCCACAAGAAGAUGAUGAAGGAGAAGAAGAAGUUGAUGAUAAAGGAAAAAAUAUGAAUAUCAUUGAUGAUCCAAAUGCAAAUCAAAGUUUGAGAAUUGCACUUUCAAGAUUGUCGGAAAAAGAAAUUCCAUAUGGUGUUAUAGAAGCUAUAUUGUCUGAUAUCGCGUGCCGCGGAGUUGAUGGAGCUGUUUUGAUUUUUCUGCCUGGGUGGUCUGAUAUUAUGAGUUUAUUCAAUCGAUUGAAUGAUCAUCCAGAAUUCAGUCAAUCUCAAAAAUACGAAAUUCUUCCACUUCAUUCACAAUUAACAAGUGUUGAACAGCGAAAAGUUUUCAAUCAUUAUGAGGGAAAAAGAAAAAUCAUUAUUUCGACGAAUAUUGCUGAAACAAGUAUUACAAUUGAUGAUGUUGUUUAUGUUAUUGAUUCUUGUAAAGCGAAAGAAAGAAUGUAUACAUCAAAUAAUAAUAUGGUACAUUUUGCAACAGUUUGGGCAUCUCGAACAAAUAUUGUGCAAAGAAGAGGAAGAGCUGGAAGAGUUCGACCUGGAUAUGCAUUUGAAUUGUGUAGUAAAAAACGAUUUGAAGCACUUGAUGAACAUGGAACUGCUGAGAUUUUACGAAUUCCAUUACAUCAAAUCGCAUUGACGAUUAAAUUAUUGAGAUUGGGAUCGGUUGGAGAUUUUCUGGGAAAAGCAUUAGAACCGCCUCCUUAUGAUAUGGUUGUUGAAAGUGAAGCUGUUCUUCAAAGUAUGGGAGCAUUGGAUAGAAAUUUGGAAUUGACGAGUUUGGGAAGAAUGUUAGCUCGAAUGCCGAUUGAACCGGUUAUUGCCAAAGUUUUGAUCCUUGGAACUGCGUUAGGGUGAGUUAAAGGAACAUUUGGGAUAAUUGAAUAUCGAGAAAAGAAAACCUGUAAAAUAUACGUUUCAUGAAAUUUUUGAAAUUAUUUUGUUGUAUUCCAAAAUGUUUAUAUCAAAAAAUGGUGACAAAAUUUAUAUUUUGAAAAAAAUGUGGUUUUUUAAGCCAAAAAUUAACAAAAAAAGACUUCGACUAUAACCACCCAACCCUGAAAAAUCAAUUUUUUCCUCAGAAUGGGAAGUGUUAUGUGUGACGUGGCGGCCGCGAUGUCCUUUUCGACUCCAUUCGUUCCCAAAGAGAAACAUCACACAAAACUCAGCGGAAUUCAACGAAGAUUUGCCGGAAACAAGUUUUCCGAUCAUUGUUCGCUGGUUGCUGUAACUCAAGGAUAUCGAGAAACGUGUGAUCAAGGAUCGUUUUCGGCUGAAAAAGAGUUCUGUGAACGAUAUUCGAUGAGUAAUCCGAUUUUGAAAAUGACACAGUAAGUAAGAUUUUCAAAUUUUGACAAAUACAUUUUGCAAAUUUUCCAGCGGAGCUCGUCGACAAUUGAUUGAUGUUUUACGAAACCAGUGUUGUUUCCCAGAAGAAAUCUUAUAUGAUACAAGUGUUAAUACAAAUGGAAAAGAUCGAGAAUUGGAUCUGAUGAAAUCGCUAUUAGUUAUGGCUCUUUAUCCAAAUGUCGCGUAUUUUACGGGAAAACGAAAAGUUUUGACAAUAGAACAAUCAAGUGCUCUAAUCAACAAAUAUUCGGUUCUUAUUCCAUUAAAUACAAGAAUGGAUAUGACUUUGCCUUCUCCAAUUUUGGUUUUCACUGAAAAAGUUCGAACUCGUUGUAUUUCUUGUAAAGAAUUGUCGGUUAUUACUGCAAUUCAGUUACUUGUUUUUGGAAGUCGAAAAGUUGAUUGUAUUGGAGAAGAUCUUGUUAGAUUAGAUGAUUUGUAAGUUUUCUCUGAUUGAAUCUGGCCGUAUUCAAACCAUAUUUUAUUUGCAGUAUCACAAUUCGAAUGAACGUCAAAACAGCGGCUGCUCUUGUUGCUCUUCGCCCAUGCAUCGAAGCAUUCCUUGUUCGAUCGUGCGAAAAUCCCGAAAGUCUAUCGAUUUGCCAACCGCAAGACGCUGAACUUCGCCAAAUUUUGCGCGAUAUUUCGACCGAAGAUUUUAUGACAGCCGCCGCACCGUUGAAAGAUAGUUUGCUGACUGAUGGAGCACAACAAAUGGGCUCAGUUUCAAACACAUCAAUUCCAAGAGGAGCUUCCGAAUUUAAUAGCUAUGGAUUUUCUGAAGGUAGGGGCGAUUUUGAAACAUUUUUUUGAGAAAAAAACGUGCAUGAAAUUUUUAGGUUCAUCAUACGCAUUCAAUAAUUCACUGAUGUCGGAAAAUUCGAAAGGUACGUUUUUUUUUUGCACAAAAAAUGGGGUCUGAAAGUUUGAUUAUUGUUUUUUUCGUACGGUUAUUUAUUGGGUUUUUCAAGCCAAAAAAUAAAUUUAAAAAAAACAUUUUUUUACAAAAAAUUUCGAGUCAGCAAAUGUCAAAAAACUAUGUUUUUUUCCAAUUUUUUUACAUAUCUCGUUGCGAAAAUGUUUCAAUGAAAAAACAUCUCAAAAAAUAAGAAAAAAUAUAGUUUUUCGACAUUUGCUGAAAUUUGCUUGCUGAAAAUUUCUAAAUUUUUUGUGUUUUAAUUUUUUUUUCGAAUUGAAUCACCCCAUUAGUUAGAAUUUUCUUUCAACUAAAAAAUUCCAAAAUCCACGUUUAUUUGUCCUAACCCGCACGCUUUGCAUGUUUUCAGUCGCACCACCGUCUUUUUAUCCGGAUAACACAUCUUUUUCUUCACCGCCGAGACAACAAAUCGAUAAUGGAAGAGGUAUAAAUAUUCCCCUUUUUGCACUUUUGUUUUGUUCCAUGUUCAUAUUUUACAAUAACUCUUACAGGAGGCGGGAAAAUGAGCAGUCCGCGGAAUUCUCUUCGCGGCGGACAUCCUUACAAUGGUCCACCUGGAUUCCAAAAUCAGCCAUAUGGAUAUGCGAAUUUCAAUCAAGGAUAUCAAAAUAAUCGAGGUGGAGGAGGAGGAUAUCGAGGAAAUGGCAAUGGAAAUUAUGGUGGAGGAUAUCGAGGGGGACGUGGAAAUAGUGGAAGAGGAAGAGGGUGGAAUGCAAAUAAUUGGUAGGAAUCCAUGUUAUUUGUUGUUGUUUGAUCUCACUUCGAUUUGGUUUGUUUUUCGAAGCUCUGUACCUUGUUUUGUUUUAUUUUUUGAAUGAACAAAUCCUGUUGGAUUUUCGAAAUUUUCUUCAAAAUUCUGAUCCUUGUUUUUUUCAUCAGAAAAUCCCUUGAUUGAUUUGAAAACAGGAUUUUUUUCAUUAUUUUUGACUCACAAUAAAAAACACUGGUAUCAAUUAUUUGAUAGAACAACUGUUAACGCAAUUAAAUUGGACAAAAACUAUCAGUUGAUUUUUUGUUUCAAAUAAAUUCUUGUGGAAGACAUGAAAAAAGGUGUUAACAUUUAAUGGGAUUGGAUUUAUGGAAUGGGUUUUUGCAGAUGAUGACGUCAACGGGAUUGAUUUUUAGACUUUGUGAAUUAUUUGAUUGUCAAAUUUUUGCGGAUUUUUCAAAUUAAUUCCAUUUUUAAAGAGUUUUUCUAAUAAAAGCGUAGUUUCAGCUUUUCCCAAAUUAUUCUGAGAAUUUCAACAUUGUUAUGAAAUUUUUUUCAAAACUUCUGGGAUCAGACUUGAAACUUCAGAGGAAUGAGAAAAUAUCAAGUUCGAAAUUAACAUUCUAGAUGUUUUUUAUUCAGAAUCUAGCCCCCCAACGAUUUUCCUCGUGCUCAAUUUGCAAUUUCAAAUCUUUCAACUCAAAAAAAAAUCUUGUGACCAAAGUUUUUCCAAAAACACAUUAAUUAUCAACUAGAUCUCGAUCAAAAAUCAUCGCUUCCUCGAAAAUCGCAAUUUGUUCCUGAUAAUAAAUCUAACACAAAAAAAGAAGAAUCCAAUCUGACACCUACACAUGAACUCUGGUCACAAAAAGUUUUCAAAACAUUCUGACAAGUUGUUUUUUUUUUUCAACGUAUGAUUGAUAACUGAAAAUAUCUCAUUGUGAGUCAACAUUUUUUGUGCAAGGCACAGAUUUGUUUUUUUUCUUUUCUGCAUUCGAAGUUUCUAGGACUUGAAAUACCAAUUUUCUUUGAUUUUUUAUUUUGAAUUUUGAUCAAAUCAAAAAUAUUGUGACAAAUCAGUUGAAAAUUGCUCAUUGAACAUUUCUCGAAAGAAGCGUUGAGAAAAUAUAUCUGUCGAAUCAAUCUUUUAUUUUUUGUCGAGUCUUGUUAACACAACUUGAGGAGGGUCGAUUUGUUGCCAAUUGCCAAAUCCCAAAAAUAAUCUGACUCUCUCAAUCUGAAAAUUGUUCUUGUUCUUGUGUUUGUGUUUUGCUCUGCAGAGCUCUGAAAUAUAUUUACUGCAUUUUAAAAUUUUUUUUGAAUUUGUCGAAUAUCUUUUGAUUUUCUAGAAAAAACCCCGGUUUUUAAUUUAAAAAAUUAUAGAUUUUCUGAAAAUUUUUCGAGCUAAAUGCUUUUUAUUUCAAAACUAGACCAAAAUUGAAAACCCCUUUUCAAAAAUUCUGAAGAAUCUCAAAAACGUAACUAUUAUUUUUGACUUACAGUAAUCCUAAAACAUUUUCACAUAAAUAAUAAUAGCAAAUUGUUGAUUGAGUACUUACUUUCAGCAUUUCCCACAUUCUUCUUCUUCAGCUUCCAACAAUUUUUUUACACUUUUUUCCCCAUUUUUCUUCUGAAAUAACUCAUCAACAAAACAUAUCACCCUAUUGCUAUUUUUCUACUUAUUUCAAUAUAUAAAUCUUCCAACACCUGUGUUAUUUUUUUUUGUUUUUUUUUAUUCACUCACCCGCUAGAUAAUCACUUUUUUUCAGAAAAAAUACAAAAAUGUUGAGCCCAGCUCUUUUAAAAGUUUCAAUGAAUCGCAGAAAUUCUGCACCAUCAGUUUUCGAUGAAAAAUCGGGUUUUCCGUCUCGAAAUCGUGCCGUUUCAACGCUUCAACCAAUGUGUGAAGAUCAAGAAAUCGCAGCGUUUGUUGGCGAAAGACGUUAGUAAUAGUUUUGAGAAAAAAAUCUAGUAUUGAUUUUUUCUGCAGGUGGAAGUUCAACCUCAUCAAUAAUUCUCAUGGAUGGAUUUGAAUUAGCGACUUCACCUUCGAGAAGAGCAUCUUCAGCUUCAACAUAUUCGACAAAUGAGAAGAAACAGCGAAAAAAUUCGAGAGAGGUAGGGGAAUUCGGAUUUGGGGAUUAGAAGUGGGAUUUUUUGACUCGGGAGGGGUGGAGGUGAAAUAUAAAAUUUUUGAAAACAAAAAUUCUAGAUAAAAAAGAGGUCUCCAAUUUUCAAGAUAUCAGAAAACUUUUCUCCAAAUUCUAGGCUUUCUAUUUCAUUUGCAAAAUUUUCAAUUUUCUCUAUCAUUUCAAAAUCAGAAAUGAAAUCCUAAUUGCCACGUGGAAAAUCAUCAGCGUUCACGUUUCGUACUCUAUUUUUUCCUGGCAUCAAUUUCUUGACUCCCACAACUUCCUCGAUCAAACUAUAGUCUCAAAACAAUUAAUCCUUUGUUUUUGCUUUGCUCUCAAAAAAAAAGUUUGGCGAGAAAAAUCAUUUGACUUGAUGAUUUUUGCCGCUUUCAAUUGAUAAAUGUUCUCCUUGUCGGAAACGUUGAUUUGAUCGAAAAUCCACUUUUUUCCUCAAUUUUUCUCUAAAACAACUGCUUCAUCUUCUUAUUCGAAUAUAUAUCGCCGCCUAUAUCAAUUGGUCUUUUUUCCCAAAACACUUUCUUUCAUUUGUUGUGUUUUUCUUCCAAGUUUCUUGACAUUUUGAAGAUUGAGAAGUUCAUCGAUGAAGUUCAAUGA